Messenger RNA from Geodia barretti, 218 nucleotides. NCBI's taxonomy places the organism in Eukaryota, Metazoa, Porifera, Demospongiae, Tetractinellida, Geodiidae. The record is from the annotation of a GenBank genome assembly.
UAGGUUGUGCCAGCGAGUGAAGACGGCAACUAGGACCAAGAGAGAAACUUCUCCUUGAUCAUCUUCCUGGCGGUAAGUAUCACUCAGUUACAGAUAUGUCGGUAAUAGAAAAAGUGGCAAGUGUGCCUACAACAAAUGUUGCUCCAGAGCGAGAUUUUGCUAUUCUAGACAGAUUAGUUAGAGAAAAGCCAAAUGCGUCUGUUGUAGCACUGGAGUCU